Symbiodinium natans is the source of this 1719-nucleotide messenger RNA. NCBI's taxonomy places the organism in Eukaryota, Dinophyceae, Suessiales, Symbiodiniaceae. The record is from the annotation of a GenBank genome assembly.
AUGCGCGGCAAGCAAAAGGCAAAGAGGCUGAAGCGCACCCCGGUAGACUGUGGAGAUUUGUGGGGUUGGCAAUGUGCAGAUGUGGCCGUCUCGAUGGAUUGGGAGAAGCUUCAGCGGGCAUUUGACACGCUGACGUCCCCGCCUCUUUGGGCCAACAAACUAUCGUUCCAAAAGGUGGCAAGCGCCUUGCCACUUGAGUGCUUGGAUUCCGGCUUGGAUGGGUCCGCCUCGAAGCUAUCGAUCUGGGCUGCGACCUCGAGGUCUGACCCAUCCGGCAGUUCCUUCAAGUCAUCGCCAUCGUUUCUUGUGUCAUCUGCCAUCGCCAUGCAAGAAUCUGCCGCCACGGGGCGAGGCUGGUAUGCAAGAGCACCACUGGAUGCUGGGGUCAUGCUCCUUGUCGAGCGGCCUGUCGUAGCAGUGCUGGAUGGAGAAUGGCGCGAUGAAUGCUGGGCAGAAUGUGGCAGUUCAGAUUCUGCAGCUUUAGGCAUUGAACUGGCAAGAUGUCACUCCGCGAGCUUGGCGUUGCUCCUUUCAGGCUUUCACCCGCAGGAAGGUGCUGCUACGAAUGGCGCAGAUUCAGAUGAAGAGGAUGAGCCAAUGCUCAAGGCUGCAAUGAAAGAGGCAGUGGACAAUGCCUGGAAGCAAGCGGACAUCUCCAAAGCAGCCCAAAGCCGUCUCGAAGAUGUCGUCCGCCUGAAUUCUUUGGGCUUCUACACGAACUCAGAGCAACUUUGCCACCACGACAACUUUGCAGCCCUCACCGGAAACGGUCUCUUCAGCUUGGCCAGCGGCUUCAACCAUUCCUGCGAGCCCUCGGUGCAGCGCUACUCCUUGGGAGAUCUGACCAUGUUUGUCACGAACCGACCUGUGGAAGCUGGGGCCGAGCUUUGCAUCAGCUACAUUGAGUCCGAACUGCUAUGUGCACCCAAGUCCUUGCGGAGCCAGUCUCUGAAUCGCGACUUUGUUUGCGCUUGCAGCCGAUGCAAGGCAGAAGGAAGCUUGUCAGAUGAUGCAAGUGCUGGCCGUAGGAAUUUCAUGCGAGUAGACUCGCAAGUUCAAGCCAAGCUGGCACUGCUGCCACCGCAGGAGCGAGUCAAGGCUGUGGCAGCAGCCCUUCAAGGCCACCUGGACGAAGGCGAGGAAGAGCCCGAGGAGGAAGAGCCUGUGGAAGAUGAAGCUGGUGCAGUGGGUUCUGACCACCAUUCUGUCACUGAGCAACCUGGCGCAAGAGGGCCUGAGACCGCGGCCACAGCUGCCACAACGGCCACGGUUGUGCUGCUCGGGAAAGAUGCUCAGGAGCUUCGCGUCGUUCAGGCUUUGGCCUUGAUGCAGAUGGAAGACUGGCAAGGUGCCCUCCAGGUCUGGCGACAGAACGCCGCGUUUACUUGUCAUCAUUGCCCGCCGUUUGACGAAGCCUUGGUCGUUUACGCCAUGCAGGCUGCUCUGUGCAACGCACAAAUCGCACCCCGAGGUGGAGCUGCAGGCAUUGACUAUGUGCACCUUGCCGUUGAAGCCCAUCGAAGGGCCUUUGGUGCGGACAACUUUGUCUGGAGGUAUGCGAAGGAGGUGGCGGAGUCCCGAGCGAGCCCAGAGACGAAGGAUGCUUUCCGGCGAGCAGCGAAGGAGCAAGUGCCCAGGAGUCGCCCCUUCACCGAGGUGGUGCGAGACUGGUGCUUCAAAGAAGACGAGGUGCCGCCAGCAUUCCAGUGCUUCUCGUGA